AUGACUCCCACGGAGGAAGUUCCCGCUCGCCAUCCUCACCGCCAGCUGAUCACCUGCAAGGAUGCAGGUGAGGAGAGUAGCAAAGCCCGGCCGAAGGAGCUGCUGGCCCUUGCUGCAACAUUCCCCGCCGACUGUGGCGCGUCCUCGAGUCCUCCACCCUGGCUCGACGCGGACAAGAUAAAAAGAGGUCAGGCGUUGUUCCGUCGACACUUCUUGGGCGUGUUCAUCAGCAACCUGGUGGGCCUGGUGUGUCUGCUCGGCGUGCACAGCGUCCUCAAGGUGCUCGUCUUUACCAACCGCUCCUCCGUCCGCGCCGCCACCUACAGGCGCUACCUCAGCACAAUGAACCACGUGAAGGAGUGGUACUCGGGGGACGUGUUCCACCCAUCCUCAAAAGCCUUCAGGUCCAUCCAGCAGGUGAGAAAAAUGCACUCGAAUGCAUUUACGUCUGCCGAGUCAGCACAGGUGUCCGUCCCAUCGCAGGCCGACAUGGUGGUGACUCAGUGGGCCUUCUUCGGCGUCCUGCUCAUCCGUGGUCGCCAGCUCGGAGUUUACUGUUCCAAGGAAGAGGAAGAAGGCCUCGUUCACUUCUGGAGGGCCGUUGGUUACCUGCUGGGCAUAGAAGACAGAUUCAACUUGGCCUCCGGGGGCCUGGAGGAGGUGCGGUCGCGGUGUGAGGCGCUGCGGGAGGAGAUGGCUGCUGGCCUUGCUUCCCCGCCGCCUCACUUCGCCUCCAUGUCCGAGGCACUGCUGUGGGGCGUGCAUGACGUGGUGCCCCUUGUGGACCCUCCCGCCUUCACCGCCUUCAUCCACGGUCUGCUGGGGCUCCCUCGGCCGGCACUGGAUCUUACCUGGUGGUCCACCUUCAUCCUGAAACUUAUGGAAUGGAACUUUGGCGUGUUGCUUCACCUUCCCCUGCUGGGCGAUGUCCUCCGGGGUUGCCAGAACGGCCUCCUCACGCUGGCCCUCAACACCUGCACCAGCUACCCCGCCGUCCCCGCCUUCUGCCGCCAGCUGGAGAAGUCGGUGUUUAGAGCUCUGGAGAGGGUGAUGGCUCUGUAUUAUAAGGUUAUACAUUAUUCACCUGUUUCCUUUGUUUAUAGACGUUAGGUGGUUUGUACGUGUUUUACAAGUAAAAGUUAAUAGCUAUAAAAACUACAAACUGUCCAGUAGUUGUGAUAAUUUUCAUAGAAUUAUGCAUCAUGAAUAUCUCAAUCUCAUGUCUCAGGAUAAUGCCUCGAUCUCAGAAUUUCGUAUAACUUUAAGCAAUAUUAAAAGUUUGAAGCAAAAUUAUAUAUGAUACCAAGAAUCACAUUCCUACUGCUUGGUCUAGUUUUUAAUGAUAGCAGUGAGAAAAUAACACUUAAUAAAACUAUGAUGAACUAUGAAAACAGUGAUAAUGAAA
This is a messenger RNA of Eriocheir sinensis (Chinese mitten crab), 1405 nucleotides long. RefSeq lists its product as uncharacterized. The transcript is spliced from 6 exons. Gene Ontology annotation, molecular function: oxidoreductase activity. NCBI's taxonomy places the organism in Eukaryota, Metazoa, Arthropoda, Malacostraca, Decapoda, Varunidae. The record is from RefSeq and is a predicted model, not a curated record. The coding region runs from base 1 to 1110 and encodes 369 amino acids.